UUAACACGUAACGAAAUCUUUCAAUAUUAAAAUAAAAAUAAAUACAUAUUUUAUAAAAUACAAAACCAUAAAAUGCGAGAGGAAGUGGUUGUGCCAAAAAGUUAUCCAACAAAUCUUUUAAAUAAAGAUUGGAGCAAGAGGCCCUGCUAUUUUGAAAAAAAUGGCGAAAAAUUUCUAAACGAAGUGCAUGACAUGGAAGUCAGAGAUGAUGAUGUCUGGUUAAUCACAUUACCCAAAUGUGGUACAACUUGGAUGCAAGAACUGACAUGGUUGGUUUUAAAUGACUUCAAUUUUGAGAUCGCAAAACAAGAAUAUUUGGAAUUGCGGUCACCGUUUUUAGAAUUUGAAAUUGAUUUAUAUGACGGUGAAGGUAGUAUAUUAAAAAAUGUUACUAAACUAAAAUCUCCACGACUUUUAAAGACACAUAUGCCGUUACCUUUAUUACCACCUCAAGUAUGGACCAAAAAACCUAAAGUUAUAUAUGUAUUUCGGAACCCCAAAGAUUCCAUAGUUUCGCAGUAUUAUCAUGUUCGCAGGUAUGGCGGCGCUUCAGAUGUAACUCCAACGGAAUUUGCACAAAAUUUUAUUAAUGAUGAAAUGUCAACCCACCAACACUUCUUACAUGUCACCGAGUUCUAUGCGUUGAGAGAGGAACCCUGGAUUUAUUACACAAGUUAUGAGCGCAUGAAGUCUGAUCUACGAUCUGUCAUACAAGAUGUUUGUAAAUUUCUGAAUAAAAAUAUAACUGAAGCUCAAAUGCAGCAAAUGUUACAUCAUUUAUCUUUCGAAGAGAUGAAAAAUAAUACAAGAACCAAUCAUAUAUGGGAAGCAGAACAAGUACGUCGUAUAUACAACAAAAAAACUGAAGACAUUAGUUUCGUACGUAAAGGUAAAGUUGGAGGUUAUAAAGACGAUUUAACUCCAGAAGUGAUUGAUAAAAUCGAUAUUUGGAUUAAUGAUGAACUUAAACCACAUAAUGUCACUUUAAAUGAUUUGUUAUUACAAAAUAAUGAAGAGUUUUUAUUAACAAUUUUCACUUGUUCGACUCUGAUGAUGAUGACUACCACUACCACAGGACGUGUCAAACGUAGCUAUUCGGACCAAAGUGUGCACGGCUAUAUGACGGAGCGCACCUGCUGGUGGAAUGAAGUGUGUAAGGAGGAAUUUCAAAGUCUAUUUCGUUGCAAAUGUCCACAAUUUUCCUACUGCCGGUCACCGGGACGUUAUUACAAUGCCUAUUGUUCGAUGACUGACACCGGUUAUAUAUGGACACAACCCACUUGGGAUUGGGGUCCUUGAGGGCAACUACUUCAGACACAUUGAAAAGCCAUUCAUGUUAUAGUUAAUUAAAGAAGGUGCUCUUCAAAUUUAGACCCUAGCAAAUACGUGCACAUGCAUAAUUGCCAACAUAUAUACCACCAACACAAACGUAGAUCUCCGCACCCUAAAAUUGAUUCUUCCAAACACAAUAAUUAAAUGCACAUAUACAAUAUGAACUAGUUAUACUCAUAUAUAGGAUAUUUAUCUAUCUUAUUUAAUAAUCUCAUAACGAUAUAUGUACUAAUGAGUAUAUAUAUAUAGUAUAUAUAUUAGUUAGUAAGUGUAACUUGUUGAAUUUAAACUAA
This is a messenger RNA of Teleopsis dalmanni, 1625 nucleotides long. RefSeq names its product sulfotransferase 1E1-like. Gene Ontology annotation, molecular function: sulfotransferase activity. The record is from RefSeq and is a predicted model, not a curated record. Gene Ontology annotation, cellular component: cytoplasm. The transcript is spliced from 8 exons. NCBI's taxonomy places the organism in Eukaryota, Metazoa, Arthropoda, Insecta, Diptera, Diopsidae. Gene Ontology annotation, biological process: sulfation. Bases 73 to 1299 code for a protein of 408 amino acids.